Bursaphelenchus okinawaensis is the source of this 3689-nucleotide messenger RNA. The record is from the annotation of a GenBank genome assembly. NCBI's taxonomy places the organism in Eukaryota, Metazoa, Nematoda, Chromadorea, Rhabditida, Aphelenchoididae.
AUGUUGUUACCACAAGCUGGAAUCAUGACAUUUAUGAUCUAUGGUGGUUUGGGACCAAAAGUGGUACAAUGUGGAGAUGUGGACUUGAGGAACUGGACUAAGAAAGAAGUUUGUGCGAGUAUAGACCAGCUUUCGAAUAACACUAGAUGUCAGCUGGAGGCUCAGUUUAAGAGUCUGGCGUUUGAUGUAAGAGUUUCUUAUAUUUUAUAUUGUUAGUAGAGCUAGGAGGGGUAGGGCAACUUUUGGUAUAUGGCAGAGGAGGGAGAGGAGAUAAAAACCUAUAGUUUUUAAGGUAGGGGUGGAUAGUUUUUAAACUUUUUGUGUGCCUUACCCAAUUCUAUCCUACUUUACUUCACCUUACUUUCCCUUACUGGAGCCUAUUCAACCCUUAUUUAUCCUAGACUACCCUACCGCAACCUAUCUUACUCUAUACCUUACCUCAUACUGUGUCCCAUUUUUUACCCUUUACUAUGCUCUAUGUACUACUCCAUGGCUUUUCCUUUGUUUGACAUUAUAACCUAUCCUAUACCGUAUCUCAUACUCGUCUACCUUGUAUUUUACUUUAUGGUUUACUAUAUUCUUUACGUUUCGCUCUAUCUUAAACUUUGCUCUAUGCCUUACUUCAUAAUCUACCUUAUGCUCUGACCCUACAUUACUUAUAUCAAUCGUUUUUCUAUUCAAAUAACGAGUUUUCAGUUCAGAUACUACUGUGAAGAUGCGGUUAAAAUCAAGAAUACGAUCAGUAUCUUAAUGUGUGGUGUCCUGCUUGGUUCAAUAGUUUUUGGCCAACUUUCCGAUCUACUUGGCCGAAAAAGACUUUUAAUGUUUUCACAUUUUGGAAUGGCAAUAAUGACGUUUUUGGCGUCUGGAAGCCCAAAUCUUUACAAAUUUACAGUACUUCAAACUAUGGCAAUGUUCUUUGCUGGCGGCAGCGGAGCGUAGGUUUAUUUCUUAAUUUAAUAAGUAAUUAGAGAGGGUUUGUUGGGAAGGGGGAGGUAGUUUUUAACAAAAGUGAUUUUUUGGUAGGGUAUGUUUAGAAAGGGCAAGGUAGUGUAGAGCGAGGGUAAAGAAACGAUAUAAAGGGAUUAAGGUGGCCUAGACUUAAGGUAGGGUAGGGUAGGCUAAGGCGAGGUACGGUAGGGAGGGUAAGAUAAGGCAAGGUACGGUAGGGAGGGUAAGGUAGCUCUAAAAAUGUAAAUUUGGGUAUAACUAUUAUACUUUCAGUAUCAACCACGUAUUUCUCAUGGAGAACAUGCCCAAGAAGCAUCGACUAUGGGUGUCGAGUGUACUGACAUACUCUCCAAACUAUGUCAUAAUGUCAAUUAUUGCCUAUUACGCUGAAGAUUGGCGUACUAUGCUGAGGGUCAUCAGUGCUAUCAACGUUCCAGCCUUCUUUGUCUUGAUGUAAGUUAGUUUUUAACUAUGUUGUAGUAAGUUUGACACAGUAGUUUGGCAUUAUAUAAGCUUCUUUGUGAAAUUUACAUUUUAUGUUAAUUACAGUAAGAUUUUUGUACUUACUAUACGGCUAUAACAAUAUCUAUCUUACAUCCUUCAGGAUAGCCUUCGAAUCCCCAAGAUGGAUGAUACAAAAAGGAAAGUUGGAGGCAGCUAGAGUAACAUUAAAACGGAUAGAUAUCAUCAACAAAACUGCUACACCAGAGAGGCUAGAGCUGUUGGAUACAUUGAUUACUAACGAAGCUAUUGUAAGUUAUAUUAUCCUUAUUAUUCUUCAUUUUUAGACAACUUCACAAGAGAAGCGACGAAGGAGAUAUUAUGUUUAUCACUUGUUCUAUACCUCAAAGUUUGCUAUCUACAUUAGUGUCAUAUCAUUUUCGUUGUAAGUUUUUGUUGGGUUUACGUUUGAAAGCCGUUUUUAAAAAUAAAAUUUAAUUUUUGAAAAGCAAACUUUAGGCUUAGAAAUAAAACUAUAGACUUAAAAACGAACUUUCAGGCUUAAAAAGAAGUGUAGGCUUAGUAGGGAAAAUUUAGGCUUGAAAAUAGAAGUUGAAGCUUAAAAGUGAAAGUCGAGGCAUAAAAAUGUUAUUGUACCUUAAAAAUAGAAUUUUAGGCAUAAAAGUAAAAUUUUAGGCUUAAAAUGAAAUUUUGAGCUCAAAAUGAAGUUUUAGGCUUAAACUGAAAAUUUAGGCUUAAAAAUGAAAUAGCAUUCUUAAAAAUUAACUUUGGGCUUAAAAUGAAAGUUUAAGUUUUCUAAUGAAGUUUUAGGCUUAAGAAUGCAAAUUUCGGCUUGAAAAUUAAAUUUCAUUUUUAAAGCUUAAUUUCAGGCUUAGGAAUAAAUAUUUAGGCUUAAAAACGAAUUUUUAAGCUCAAAAAAUCUUUAAAAUCAAAAAAUCCAACUAUAGGCUUUUAAAUCAACUGUUACUUACGUUAGGUUUAAAAAUGCCUAUUAUAAUUUAAAAAUAAAAUUUCGAAUCAAAAAAAUAUCUUUCUUACUUUACAUUGACGAUUCAUUUCAGAGUAUGUACCUCAAUUCUCGGUUACUCAACAGUCUUCAAUAUGGAGUACCUGUCCGGCUCGGUAUACCUAAACACAAUUGUGUAUGGCGUCUUCCGUUAUGUUAUCAACAUUAUGGUUGGUAUCUUGGACUUUAGGAUUUUGUGGCUGGGCAGAAAGUUGUUGUACAACACAACUCUCGGCUUUAUAUUGUUCAUGCUGGGGACGGUGGUGGUGUCGACUGUUAUUGGUAGGGUUUGAAAGCUUUUUUUGCUAUUCGAGCUUUUUAGGCUUAGACAAAUUUUUUAAUUUUAGGUAUGAACCACCCCUACAUAAUAACAUUCUGUGUUUUGUUCGCCGCCGGUAUGGGAAGUCAAUUAUACAUGGUCAAUGCUGUGGUAACAGCUGAACUAUUCCCUACCGCUAUUCGGAAUCAAGCAGCUUCUUUCAGUCAGCUCUUCAGUCGAUUUGGAGGUAUUGUGGCUCCACAUCUAUUUUUAAUUGUAAGUUUUGAUAUAACAGCUUGUAAGAAGGUGGUAUUGCGUUUGUAAGGGGUAUAUGGUGCCAAAAAGGAAGCAUGGUAAAGGUAGUUGAGGGUAGAGUAGAUCAAGGUAGGAUACGGUAAAGUAGGCUAAGAUAAGAUAGGGUUGAGCAAAAAAUUUAUCCGAUAGGGCAUAGUACAGCAUAUUGAUGCUGGGUAGGAUAGGAUAAGGUAAGUUAAAGUAAGGUAAGCUAGGUUAGAGUAGGGAGGGCUCUUUAAUUUAAAGUAAAAUAGGUAACAGUAUCAUAGAGUAAGUUUCAGUGAGGUAGGCUGAAGAUACGUUGUGUCUAUGGUAAGGUAUUACUUUAUGCAUUGGUUUUUUCUCUUUGAAAGUUCCUCUCAUACUCUCCCUACCUCUUUGCUUAUAGAUCAUUUACCCCGCCCGGGUAAAACUUAUCUUUUCAGCGUUGAUCCUUGGCUAUGAUAAGGCCAAAUUUAAGAAAAGAUCAUUAAGACUGUAGCAUAAAAAAUCAAAAACUUUAAUAAAAAAUUAUUUUAGAGUAAAUUCUGGGAACCUCUACCAUAUUUUGCUAUGUUUACAAUAUGUGUGAUCAACUUGUUGUUAGUUAACUUAUUCAUGCCCGAGACUAAAAACGUCGCUUUGGUUGAUCAUAUGCCACAUAAAAGUGAAAGGUUAUGGAAUAGAAAGCCUCAGACCUUGCCGACUACUCUCACUGAUACCAAAUUGACAGAAUAA